AUGCCGCCGCACUGGCAGGACAAGCUCGCGUGCUGCGGAAUUUCGUAUGAGACGGUGAACGAACUGGCGAUGUAUUUCGAGCGCCUCGAAAGGCGCGAGAGGCAGACUGGCCGGGAUCGCCUAAAUGGUCCAGCUACCCAGGGUGGUGAAAAGGGUCAAGGUCGACGCGACCAACAACGCCCUACCGCUGACCAGCGCAGAGAUCGGCGCAACCCUCGCGAGCAUCGCGACACGCGUCAAGAUCAUCGAGACCGACCUGGUGUACAAGGCGGCAAGAAGAAGCAUGACCGUCACCAAGAACACGGCAAGUGGUGUUCAUUCCACAAAUCAAGCUCGCACGAUUCCAGCGAAUGCUUUGCCCUCAAGAAGCAACGCGAAGAGCACAAGCCUGCCGAGACGAAACGAACUGCUCACAAAAAGAGUAACUACCCAAGAUUCGAAGAGGAAGAGGCAAGCGACAGUGACAGCGACAGCGAGCUUAAGCUUGUCGGCCUUGUCAAGAAGAAGCAACCGAGCGCCAAGCUCGCCCCACUCCGGAUCCCGGUACAAUUCAAAGACGCGAGUGGCACCUUCAAUGCCCUGCUAGACAGUGGUGCUUCGCGGAGCAUAAUCAACCAAGAAACUAUGCGAGCCAAUGCUCAGCUUGGGCAUAGACAAGUCGAGUCGGCGACAAAGUUUCAGACGGUCAACGGAGAAGUCGCUAGUGCUGGUAGUACGAUUGUACAGUUCCGCUUUCCGUCUCUCCAGCCUUCGACCAUAAUCACGCACAAGUUCGAAAUUCUGGAUCAGAGCCAGGAUGCCAUGGUGAUCGGUCGUGAUAUCCUGAAUGAACUAGGAAUCGUGCUCAAUUUUAAAGACAAACUGGUUCAGUGGGAUGGUCACGAUACACAUUUAAACACCGGCGGGUCAUCGUCUCCCAACGCAAGUGAUUAUGAAUUCCCCGAAGAGAGCAAAGAAGUCGAUAACACUGCAGUGCGACCAGAAGACCUCAUGCCAGACAGGCUAUCCAAGCCACUCGUCGGCAAAUAUCUCCAGCUUCUUCGCGAUAACGAGCAUCUCUAUGACGGUCACUUGGGGAGGAUGAGAUUCGAAGACUACGCUCUACCAAUAGUGCCGGAGUACAAGCCUGUACACGCAAAACCUUAUCCAGUCCCAAGAAGCCUCGAAAACAAGGCUCGAGAGCUCAUCCAGCAUUUGGUCAGCAUCGACGUGCUGGAGCAGAUUUUUGAUUCAGAAAUGGCAUCGCCUGCUUUUUUUCUCAAGAAGCCCAACGGAUCACUUCGUCUACUGAUAGAUUUUCGCGGACUCAACCGAUAUCUGAAACGCAGCCCUUAUUACGUCCCACAUAUACGCGAGAUCCUGUUGCGUCUCGCAGGAGCCAAGUAUCUGUCAACAUUCGAUGCUAAUAUGGGGUAUUACGCGCGUCGCCUUGCUGCCUCAAGCCGUGGUCACACAGCUUUCUGUCUUCCGUUCGGGAAGUAUCAAUACAAACGACUCCCAAUGGGCAUUUCUACAGCACCGGACGAAUACCAAGCCUGCAUGGAGAAGAUUUUUGGCGAUCUGGCUUUUGUCGUAGUCUAUUUGGAUGAUAUACUCGUCUACUCCGAUAGUGAAGAGACGCACCUAGAGCACCUACACAUUGUGUUCAAGCGACUAACCAAGUAUGGGGUAACUCUCAACGGAAAGAAGUGCCACAUCCUCAGACAGUCCGUCGACUAUCUCGGCUUUACGCUGACAUCUCAAGGGAUCCAGCCCCAACAAAAGAAGAUUCAAGCCAUCCAACAAAUUUCCGUCCCCAAAACCAGGAAGGAACUACGCCGCUUCCUCGGAAUGAUUAAUUACUAUAGAGAUAUGGUACCCAACAAGACGGCAUUGUGCCAACCUCUCAACCGAUUCACCAGCUCCAAAGUCCCGUUCGACUGGUUGUCUAGCGACACGGAAGCAUUUCACGCUAUCCAGAAAGCGUUUGCCCAAGCCGUACUGCUCGCGUUUCCUGACUUUGAGCAACCAUUUCACGUCUACGCCGAUGCCAGCGGAAAGCAAAUCGGUGGCAUCAUUAUGCAGAAGAACCAGAUUCUCGCCUGCUAUUCCCGAAGUCUCAACAAGCAUCAAGUGAAUUACACAACGAUGGAGCUUGAGCUCCUCUCUAUCGUUGAAAUGCUGCGCGAAUACCGCACCAUGCUGCUCGGGUUCCCUGUGGUUGUUCACACCGACCAUAAGAACCUAAUUUAUCCGACCGAAACCAGCCUGCGCGUUAAGCGCUGGAAGCUCCUGUUGGCUGAGUACAGGCUAUCGAUGCAUUACAUCAAGGGAAAAAAGAAUGUUGGUGCUGAUGCGUUUUCCCGGAUGAGAUUCGAUGCGAUGAACACGAAGACUCAUUUGCAGCUCGCGGACGAGAUAUGCGCUACCGCUGAUGAACCAGAUUGUGUCAUGCAUGGUCCGGUUCUUCGCGAACAUCAAGAUAAGGACUUGAUGAUUAAAAAAAUCAAGACAGCUUGCCUCAACGGCAACAACAAUCCUGACUAUCAGCUUCUACCUCUACUCGGCUGCACGCUGGUCGCGUACCAAAAGCGCGUCAUCGUGCCCGAUAGCUUGCGAGAAGAUCUCAUUCGUUGGUAUCAUUUAACGCUCAGUCACCCUGGCGGUGAACGACAGUACAAGACAAUGAGGCAGGUUCUCUACUGGCCCGGAAUGGAAGCCGCGAUCAUCAAGAAUGCGAAAGAUUGUCUAAUUUGCAAGAAGGCAAAAGGUCCACGGAGGCAAGCAGGACUAUGGAUUACUACCACCACGAACACUCAAGACGGUGAACCCCUUUUACACCGUUCAUGUCGAUCUCAUUGGUCCCUACGAAGACGGACACUACGGUAUUACCAUGAUUGA
Molecule: messenger RNA, 2880 nt
Organism: Peronospora matthiolae
Lineage: Eukaryota; Oomycota; Peronosporomycetes; Peronosporales; Peronosporaceae
Source: the annotation of a GenBank genome assembly